UUAUUUAGAAAUGUUCUUGUUGAGGGAGGGGUCUUGAUGUGAAGAAGCCCUUAUAAGCAGGUCCACUUCCCCAGGACUCCAGGUUCAGGCUGGGACAGAAGAAGAAGAUCCUCUGUGUCUAGGUUUGAAUGAAUGACUUUAGUCAUGUGAUCAGAUGAGAACUGUUCUGACUUUAAAUGUCCGUCUCUGUAUCCAGUGGAAACCAUGGUCUCCAUCAUGGGAAUGCUGGCCGUGUGUGUGCUGGUCUGUGCUGUGAUGGUUCAGAUCAAAGCUGCUGCUGUCCAGGAUGCUGAUGUAAAGAAGUCUGAAGCUACGAAUGACCUGGUGAAGCGUUCGAGACCUUGUGGUUACGGCUGGACUCAAAUCCACGAUCGCUGUUUCCGCUACAUCCCUGUACUCCAGACUUGGUCUCGAGCUGAAAGAGACUGCAGGUCCAAGGGGGCGACCCUUGCAUCUGUUCACGACAUCCAGGAGUACCAUGAGAUUCAAAGGCUGAUUUUAACUGCCACUCAUAGUUAUCAGGAAACCUGGAUUGGAGGCUCUGAUGCCCAAGAGGAGGGCUUUUGGUUGUGGAGUGAUGGCAGCGCUUUCCUUUACACCAACUGGUGUCCUGGAGAGCCCAAUAAUCAUUUGGGCCGAAAUCAGGACUGUCUAAAGAUGAAUUUCUUAUCUGCAAAGUGCUGGGAUGAUGUUCAAUGCAGUUUUCGUUACCCGUACGUCUGCGCCAAGAAAAUGUGAAGACCGCCGUCACACAGACCCCAUGAAGACGACCAGCGCUGGUGGAGCUCUGCUGCUGCUGGAGUUAAUGCCUUUUAUUUCCUUAAAGAUAAAGUUUUACUUUAGUUUGUAGAAUGCAGCUUAUAGAACAAAGUCCCAAAUCAGAUGAAGUUGGAUGGUCUGAUCAUCAGAGAUGGAAAACUACUGAAAGCUAAACUUAACUUGCAUAUCUGUCCUUCUUUUCUGUACUUUCCUUUAAUUAAACAUUUGAAGCAUUA
Messenger RNA from Oryzias melastigma (Indian medaka), 995 nucleotides. Its product is annotated as ladderlectin. Lineage: Eukaryota; Metazoa; Chordata; Actinopteri; Beloniformes; Adrianichthyidae. Bases 205 to 738 code for a protein of 177 amino acids. The record is from RefSeq and is a predicted model, not a curated record. The transcript has 6 exons. Gene Ontology annotation, molecular function: signaling receptor activity.